CCCGAUCGUUUAUUAUAGCUAUCAUGUUUCGCCACUGCGUGGGUGUCGCGUGUGUUUUGAUAGCCGCUUUGCUUUCAUGUCUUUCCAACCCGGCUGAUUCGGCGCCGAAUCACCUCGCCAUACUGGACGAAGAGCUGGAGUCGGAUGAUUUGAUCAAUUUUGAAACAAACUUAAAGCGUGAUGAACGAGCUGCAGGUUGUGGAAGUGGAAGCGGGUCUGGAAGUGGAAGUACAAGUGGAAGUGGAGCUGGGACUACUGGAAGUGGGGGUGGUUAUGUAUCGACCCAAACCACCCACAAUGUAUUUACGGAUAUAGAUACGGUACAAGUCACUACCAGGCAACCAAUUAUUCCCUUACGUAUACACCGUCUCCAUGUGACGUCAUCAGUCACGGCUCGAUUCGCCAAGACCGUGGUCACGAGUCACGUGGUCAACCCGGCCAAUCAGAGUCAAGAGGUCAACUUCUACAGCGAGCUGCCUGACGAGGCUUUCAUAUCGGGAUUUUUAAUUGAGGUUGAUGGCAACGUGUAUUACUCUACGGUUGACGAGAAAGAAAAGGCGCAGAAAGCGUACGACGAUGCAAAAAAGCGCGGUCAGACUGCGGGCCAAGUCAAACAAACAUCGGAGAAGAAGAAUGACUUCACCAUAUCAAUCAACGUUGAAGGUGGAGGCACGCUGUCGUUUAAUCUGACCUACGAAGAGCUCCUUAAACGUAAAAACGGUUACUUUGAGAACCCUAUCUUCAUCUCUCCUGGUCAGCCAGUUGAGCAUCUCACUGUAGACGUACACAUCAACGAACCUCAGGGCCUCGACGAAAGUAAGUUGGAAUUCUUUUUGGAGGAGAGACCCUCAUCGACUGGCAACCACAGGGAGGUAGUGCGCCCUCAUUGGGCAGGGAUAAAACAAAUUUACCGUGACCGUGUCCACGUGCAGUUUCAUCCGGACAGGGCAGAGCAAAAGCUCGUUUCCCCCGAUGGCAUAAUGGGUAGAUUCAUUGUGCGGUAUGACGUCAUCCACGGACAAAACGCUGGGAAAAUCGAGAUUGUCAACGGCUAUUUCGUGCAUCACUUUUCCCCGGAUGGCUUUUUGCCCAUGCGCAAGAACGUCGUGUUUGUCCUCGACACGAGUGGUUCCAUGGGUGGAUUCAAAGAAAGACAAAUGAAGGAAGCCAUGGCAACCAUUUUACCGGACUUACGGGAGCAAGACAACUUUGGGAUUGUCUUCUUCGAAACGACAACAAGAUCUUGGAAAGAGCACUUAGUGCCUGCAUGUAAAUCAAAUAUUGAAGACGCAGCAUUCGCAGUCAACUAUGUACGUGCGAGGGGAGGUACUAAUCUUCACGGGGGAGUAAUGGACUCUAUCAGCUUAUUAGAAGACGCUGAAAACAACGAGAUAUCAACCACAGGUGUGUUCUCUCUCAUCAUCAUGCUGACCGACGGUUCGCCCUCUGCUGGCAUCACGAACUUCGAAGCCAUCAAGACUAGCAUCCGCGAGAGGUUGAACGGGAGGUAUUCUCUCUUCUGCCUUGGUUUUGGGCACAACUUGAACUACGAGUUCUUGGAGCAGUUGUCCCUGCAGAACAGCGGACUCGCCAGGACGAUCUACGUUGAAGCCGACGCUGGGCUGCAGCUGGUGGGCUUCUACAACGAAGUAGCCACCCCUCUGUUGUCGAACAUUGUGAUAAAGUACGAAGACAACCUAGUUGAGAUUAACAGCAUCUCCCAGACGCUGUUCCCUUCAUACUUCUCCGGGACCGAGUUGGUGGUGGCAGGCAAGUUGGCUGUCGGUGAUGAUCUGCCUAAUGUUUUGACAUGCGUAGUGACGGCGGAUACGGAGGGUGCGCAGGUUCUACUUCAACUUGAUACUGACAUCAAGAAGGAGAGCGAAUCAGUCCUGAGCCCGCACGCCGUGGACGACUUCGCUCAGAGACUAUGGGCCUUCCUCACCAUCAAGGAACUACUGAGCAAGCGCAUUGCGGCCGACGGGAGCGCUGAAAAGGCCUCACUGACAAAGAGGGCGCUAGAUCUUUCUCUCAAGUAUCACUUUGUGACUCCACUGACGUCACUGGUGGUGGUGAAACCGGAAGAGGUCACCGCAGCUGAUGUCGAGAUUCUGCCACCUGCAUCGGCUCAUGAAACGUCGAGUUACGUCAUCCCACCACCGGUUUCAUCGAAAGGAAGGCAAGGUUCGCCCAUGUUACUAGUACCUCCACCACCUUUUGCACCGGUGGCACCGGUAGCACCUGUGACAGCACACUUGAGUGUGGACAGCGACCCUCAUUUCAUGGUGCACGACACACGUGACAACCUUACCGUCUGCUUCGACAUUAUGGGUACCCCUGGUGACGUCAUUAGUCUGGUCCACGAUCCAAUAUUAGGAAUUGAUGUCAAUGGUCACUUAGCAAGCCCCUAUCGCGAUUAUGACCUGUCGACAAUGCCGACACCAACAAUAUUCGACAGUCUGUCGAUGUCUCUAGCCGGCCAUCAAAUCCUCAUCAAUGCAGAUAUUGUUAACAUCAGGUCGACUCUGUCGAUGAAGUGGGAGGCAGACUGGGACGCGAGUCUGGACGAGGGUGUACACAUUAGCGCAAGAGACCAAAAGUAUCUGACCGUCCGUUUGGGAAAAGGCAUCACGCUGGUUGUGUACCGUCACGAUGUAGCGCGCCACCACGCGCUCAAAGUGGAUUACUUUGGCCUGUACAUUGAAGAUGGGGAAGGAUUUUCGCGCCAAGUACAUGGUAUCAUCGGCCAAUUUGAACGCAGAGAGCUACGUCUGGAUAUGGACUCCGUAACUGUAGAUGAAGACUUCCAGGUCAAAGGUUACAUCAAGGCAAACAACAAACGUAUCGAAGCUAUCCAAUCAGAGAGGAGGAAUCUCUUGACAGACAUAGUCUGGACGUGUUGGUAUGUAGAUAACGACGCGUACGGACUGAUUGAUGGCAACUUAACCGACUACGUGGUUAAUAAGUAAGGAGUUGAAACUUUGCUUUGCGGGUUUACAGACCUUCAGAUAAGCCAUUUGGAGGUAUGGUGGCCGGACACAGAAGGCUAUAACACUAUUAGAUUUGGGUCAAUCUAAUCAUAUUCACUCAAACCAUACAGCGAUUGCCAAAGUGCUCACCAUUUUUCAAAAAGGCUUAUUACAACUUCACAGUUUCUGCACACCGAUGUUAUAAAACUAUAGAAAGCUAUCAAAUGUAAAAGUAAAAACAAAACCACACUUUGUAACAAUAAUACCAAAAAUAUUCAACAUCGUUUAGGCUGGGUUGAUUUUUUUUAAACAAUGCAAGCAAUCAUGGGAGAUAUUUUAUCUUACUGAAAGUUCCAGAAAAUGUUGAAUUUUGUUGAAAUAAUAUGUUAACACGAUCGAAAGUUUUAUUCUGCAUUCUGCCGUCCAUGCCAACCAGCGCGGUUUGUUUAUCAACA
Messenger RNA from Asterias rubens (European starfish), 3424 nucleotides. Its product is annotated as inter-alpha-trypsin inhibitor heavy chain H3-like. Lineage: Eukaryota; Metazoa; Echinodermata; Asteroidea; Forcipulatida; Asteriidae. The transcript has 14 exons. The record is from RefSeq and is a predicted model, not a curated record. Gene Ontology annotation, biological process: hyaluronan metabolic process. Gene Ontology annotation, molecular function: serine-type endopeptidase inhibitor activity. Bases 24 to 2969 code for a protein of 981 amino acids.